CAAAAUAUGUGGAUCGCGGAUCGGCCUCCGCAGCCAUCUGAGGACCCACAAGUAGAUGACCCGAUGAAGAGGACAGUCAUACUCGCUUCGAGUGACCGAUGAUGAUGAUGAUGAUGAUGAUGAUGACACCUACGCAUCUAGUGAUUAGUGAAAUUUGGUCAAAAUUCAGGCCGUUGAGCAACAUGAAAUUUAUGGGCGAUCUAUCACGUUUUCUUGAUUUCAUCACUUUUAUUUUCAUUUGUAUUUUUCACAGGUUGACUGACAAAGCUUCAAAAAUGCAUCAAAUAAUGAGUAGGCGGGAUUGUCUUCUGCCAUUUUGAAACGCUUGCAGCCAGAAAGGAAUGAAUUUGUUUAAGCAAACUGCUGCUGACGUGGACGGCAGACAGGCAGGGCUCAACUUCCUCUUUUGUCGCGACAACAUGAAACUGCUCACAUUUGUGUUUGUCUUUCUUCUCCUAACGAAUAAAACUCAAGGGUCUGGAGUAAAAAGCAAGUUUGUAAAGCUGGGAACUGAUCUAAAUUUGGACGUGAACAAUACAUUUAAUUUUACAGAGGAGGAGGUCUUCUAUUGGCGCGUCAAUGGAACUACUAACAUUUUAAGAGUAUUUGAAAAUAAAACUAUAUAUUUUUUGCCCUACAAGAAUAGAGUGGAGUUUUCUAAAAACUUCACCUUGAUAUUAAGAAAUGUACACAAUCUGGACGCUGGACUUUACACUGCACUGCUCAGUGGAAGUUCUCAGAAGACGUUGGCCGAAUACCAAGUUCACGUUCAAGCCGCUGUAUCUCCUAUCGAGCUGGAGGUGGUGUCAGUGAGGGCUGACUCGGACUCGUGUAACUUCACGGUGACCUGUAGGACCGACAAAGCUGAACUCAACACCACUUUUGGAUGCCGCUAUAAUAACUGCACGCGGACCCGAGGCGAGGUGAAUGAUGCAAAUUUCAAGGCCUUCGUCUCCAAUUCCUCCGUUAUGUGCGAGCAAAGCAACCACGUUAGCAAGAGCCAGCAGGCAAAGGCGCUUCAACAAGUCUGUCAUCAACACGGCGAAUCCGGCAAAAGCUCAAUGGUCACCUGGAUUGGGAUAUCAGUCGGCUUUGCUGUCCUUGUUGCUGUUCUUAUUGGACUUGCUUUAAGAAAGUCUGUGACUUCUUGUGCAAAUACUAAACGGAGAAAAAGACAGGCCACCCGGCAACAAGAGGUUCCUGGGGACCUCACCCCAGCACAAAAUGUGGAAGCCCAUAACAUCCAUAACGAGAUGAGUCUGAGCCCUAUCUACUCAUUGGUGGAACAUCACACGGAACCGAUCAUGACCACGUAUGCUCGAGUUCAGAAACCUGCAAAACCUCGGGAGAUGCAGAAAGCAGAUUCGGUACUGGUCCCUGGGCACAAUAAUCCCUUGGUGGCAUUGUAACCACACCCACGUUAGGUUUACACAUUUCCGUAUCUACAGAUUUUCAGUUUGCAAAAUGCUUGUUCCGUUUUAAAAUGCAAGCGUGGAUCGCCCUAAUUAUGUUUUCAGUGGGUGACUCUCUUUGAACUGUUGCUUUAUGUUGCUGUGAAAUGCAAGGGACUACUUUUCAACAGUAAUUUUUCCAAUUUUUUACAGCUGUUGUAAAAGCUCAAAAUAAAUCGGAACCAUAAAAGUUUCUGACAGGGAUGCCAUUUUGACCACUUGGUGUCGACCCACCUGGUGGUGACUAAGGGCUCAGAUUGCAACCGCCACGGCUUACCUGAUUUCUGGACUUGCUGGACUAGUGGGGGGCGCAUACAACAUAUUACCAUAAAGAAAAUGGUUUACUCGUCUGCUUUAACUCGGUGGACAGCGACGUCAAUCAUGUCUUCUGUAAUGUUCUGCUAUGUUCUUUAUUACAGCUGCUGUGAAAUUGCUAUCUAAAUAAAGUUGAGUUUGACUGAG
Syngnathus typhle (broad-nosed pipefish) is the source of this 1913-nucleotide messenger RNA. RefSeq lists its product as uncharacterized. Bases 342 to 1409 code for a protein of 355 amino acids. The transcript is spliced from 6 exons. NCBI's taxonomy places the organism in Eukaryota, Metazoa, Chordata, Actinopteri, Syngnathiformes, Syngnathidae. The record is from RefSeq and is a predicted model, not a curated record.